AUGCGCUCCGCGCCGAGCUGCCCGCGCUGUGCGCUGCUGGUGCUGGCGCUGCCCAUCCUGGCGCUGCCCGCCGAGCGGCUGGCGCUGCUCCCGCAUGGAGAGGAGCGCGGGGAUGCCGCGCUGGAGAACGGGGACGACGCGCGCUCGGCGGCGCUGGAGCUGAGCACGGCGCUGCGCUUCUACGGCGCCGCCGUCCGCUCCCUCUACGUUACCACUAAUGGGAUUAUUGCAGUGAAUGAACCUUCAGAUGAAGAAAAAUAUCUUGGUCAAUUCCCAGUGAGUUUUGGGGCUAUUGCUCCUUUUAUGGCUGACCUGGACACAACAGAUGGACGUGGAAAUGUGUAUUACAGGGAAGAUUCGUCGUCAGAUGUCUUGCAACUUGCAUCAGACUAUAUCAAAAGAGGUUUUCCUGAGACUACUUUUGAUCCCAGCAGUGUUGUUAUUGUUACCUGGAAGCUUGUGGGUCCUUACCAGGUACCAGGAGAAGAUCAUGUUUUGGAAGAAAAGAGAAACACAUUCCAGGCUGUUUUAGCCUCUUCUGACUCCGGUUCCUAUGCUAUUUUCCUUUAUCCAGAAGAUAGUUUGCAGUUCUAUAGCACAUACUCAAAGAAUGGAGAUGAAAAUAUUCCUGCUAUGGUUGGCUUUAGUCAAGCCUCUACAAACUACUACUUUUGGGAAAAGCCAGGAUCCUACAAUGUCAUUGCUAAUGAUGAAGACAGCAUUAGAAACCUGUACAAAAGCAGCAAUGCUGGGAAGCAAGGUGUCUGGGUGUUUGAGAUUGGUAGCUCAUCUGACAGCAUUGUGCCUGCCAAGAUCAGCAAUGUUUUGGAGAGCCUAGAGCCUGAUGAAGAAGACCAGGAGAUGACUUCUAAACCAUUCAUGUCAGACUACGGCUCCACUGAAAUAACACAGCAGUAUAUCACAAGUAGUACAGACAGCACCGAAGAGGAUCAGCACCAUGUUACGUACAGUGUUCCUCAGUUAGCUGCAGAAGACUUUUUGACUCCAUACCAAGAUGUAACAGGAACACCUUCAACUGAGUCUUUUUACAGUCCUCAAGAUUUCCCAACAGCAAAAGCUCCACCUCGCCAGUUUCAGGUCCAGCGGUUCCCCCCACAGCAACCUCAAGUCAUAGAUGUGGAAGAAUUUGAUGAAACUGGAAUAGUGUUUCGCUACCACACGGAUGUCCAACAGACCUGUGCUAACAACCGUCACCAGUGCUCUGUUCAUGCUAUUUGCAAAGAUUAUCCCAACGGAUUUUGUUGCAAUUGUAUUGCCGGUUACAAAGGAAAUGGCAGACAAUGCGUAGCAGAAGGUUCUCCUCAGAGAGUCAACGGGAAGGUCAAAGGAAGAAUCUUUGUAGGAAAUAACCCUGUUCCAAUUACAUUUGAGAACACUGAUCUCCACUCCUAUGUUGUGAUGAACCAAGGGCGUGCCUACACUGCUAUCAGCACAAUCCCAGAGACCUUGGGGUAUUCUUUACUACCUCUUGCCUCUAUUGGAGGUAUCAUAGGAUGGAUGUUUGCAGUGGAACACCAAGGAUAUAAAAAUGGAUUCAGCAUUACUGGUGGUGAGUUUACACGGCAAACAGAAGUAACUUUUCUUGGCAACAAUGAGAAGCUGGUUGUAAAGCAGAAAUUCAGUGGUAUUGAUGAGCAUGGUCACCUUACCAUCAGCACAGAAAUGGAGGGCAGAAUACCUGAGAUACCAUCUGGUGCAUCAGUCCAUAUAGAACCAUACACUGAACUCUAUCAUACUUCUAGUUCUGUGAUCACUUCAUCAUCCACGAGAGAGUACACGGUGACAGAGCCAGAAAGGGAUGGAGUUGCUUCCACGUACACGGGCGCCUAUCAGUGGCGACAGACCAUCUCGUUUGAUGAAUGCAUUCACGAUGACUCUCACCGUCCUGCUUCUGCUACUCAGCAGCUCUCGGUGGACAGUGUGUUUGUCCUGUAUAACAGAGACGAGCAGAUUCUGCGAUAUGCUAUGAGUAAUUCCAUCGGCCCAAUCAGUGAUGGUUCUGCUGAUAUUAACCGGAAUCCUUGCUACACUGGUACUCAUAACUGUGACACCAACGCUGUGUGUCGUCCAGGAACUGGAAAUCGUUUCUUCUGUGAAUGUUCAGUUGGCUUCCGUGGAGAUGGAAACGUUUGUUAUGAUAUUGAUGAGUGUUCAGAGCAACCAGGUCUAUGUGGCACCAAUGCAGACUGCAAUAACCAGCCAGGAACCUACCGCUGUGAAUGUGUUGAAGGAUACCAGUUUGCAGCAGAUGGGCGGACUUGUGUUGCUGUCGACUAUGUGGUAAACCACUGCCAGACAGGCACACACAAUUGUGACAUUCCUCAGCGUGCUCAGUGUGUGUACACUGGAGGGUCCGCCUACAUCUGCACAUGUCUCCCGGGCUUCUUGGGAGAUGGGCGUGCCUGUGAGGAUGUAGAUGAAUGUCAACAGGGCCACUGUCAUCCAGAUGCUUUUUGCUAUAACACUCCUGGUUCCUUCAGCUGCCAGUGUAAGGCAGGUUAUCGUGGGGAUGGUUUCCGAUGUGUGUUAGGAGAAGCGGAAAAGACCAAAUGCCAGCAUGAACGAGAAGUAGCUCUUGGCAGUGGAGGUGCUUUCUACCCAAGGGAUACAAGAGUUGGUCACUUCAUUCCCCAGUGUGAUGAGCAUGGGAAUUACCUACCCACUCAGUGCCAUUCUGGCAGUGGAUAUUGUUGGUGUGUGGAUAGGAAUGGAAAUGAGAUUGAUGGCACGAGAAGUGGGCCAGGAGUUCGUCCACCAUGUCUAAGCACAGCUGCUCCUCCUGUUGUUAUUGGGCCCUCUGUUCGACCAGAUACAGUACCUCUGCCGCCAGGAACACACCUGCUCUUUGCCCAAAGUGGUAAAAUUGAACAUGUUCCACUAGAGGGAAACAAUAUGAAGAAAAAUGGUGCAAAAGCACUCUUGCAUAUUCCAGACAAAGUUGUUAUUGGAGUUGCUUAUGACUGUGUGGACAAGAUGGUUUAUUGGACAGACAUCAGCGGCCCUUCGAUCAGCAGGGCUAGCCUGAAUGGUGGGGAGCCAACCACCCUCAUCAAAACAGACUUGGGAAGCCCUGAAGGGAUAGCUGUAGAUCAUCUAGGUCGCAACAUCUUCUGGACUGACUCUCAGCUGGAUAGAAUAGAAGUGGCUAGGCUGGAUGGGCGCCAGCGUCGCAUCCUUUUUGACACCGGCUUGGUGAACCCCAGAGCAAUUGUCGUGGAUCCUGUGGGAGGAAACUUGUACUGGACUGACUGGAACAGAGAAGCUCCUAAAAUUGAAACCUCGUACAUGGAUGGCACAAACAGAAGAAUUCUUGUUAAAGAUGAUCUUGGGUUGCCAAAUGGACUGACAUUUGAUCCUUAUUCCUCAAUGCUCUGCUGGGUAGAUGCAGGUACCAAGAGGCUGGAGUGCAUGAACCCUAACCAGCUUGGUCGACGAAAGAUUGUUGAAGGUAUUCAGUACCCUUUUGGUGUUACAAGCUAUGGGAAGAAUUUAUACUAUACAGACUGGAGAAGGGAUGCUGUUGUUGCAGUGGAUCGCAUGAUUUCAUUAGAAAAUGAUAACUUCCAGCCUCACAAGCGCUCCCGUCUCUAUGGAAUCACCACGGCCUUUGCUCAGUGCCCAGGAGGGCAUAACUACUGCACAGUGAAUAAUGGUGGUUGUACUCACCUCUGCUUGGCUACCCCAGGAGGCCGUACUUGCCGCUGCCCUGACAACACAGUUGGAGUGGAUUGUAUAGAAAGACACUGAACAUUAAAAUAAGCUUUAGAGCAGCAGACACCUUCUCGAAAUGUGCUGUAAACAAUUCACUCCUAUCAACACAAUCAAGCCCUAAAGAUAAGUGCUCCAUGCUGUUGACAGCAAGCCACAAUGUGCAUGUGCAGUCACACAUACACACAGGCAGUGGAUGUCUUGUAGCAGUUAAGCAAGACAAAGCUGCCCAGGUUGGGUCCAACUUUACCUUAUUCCUUUUAAUAUUGUCCCCUUACUUUUAAAGGUAAAUGUGGAGGCAUUAGUUGCAUCUGUGCUGGUCUAGGAGGAUGUGUCUCCUGGCAAAAUUAAAGUAACAAAUACCGAACAGAGUGAAGAGGGUGGCACUACCCAAAUCCUGAGACUGGGUUGUACCUUGGAGUAUGCAGAAGUUAUCUGCACAGUGGCAUGCUAAGCCCAUCAUAAGGCCCAUGUGGCUGGGCCUUAUCUCGAGCUGAGAAGCAACCAGGGGGUCCCAAAGAUGGAUAGAUGUGAGUGGAACACCCAGUAAUAUCACAGAUUUAAUGCCUAGCUGCAUUCCUUCUCACUAGUAGUCCUCUCACUUUCAAAAGUUGAAUCUCAACUUUUGACUCUUGCAUUACAGCAGUACUUUAUCCGUGUGUUGUAAGGAUAAUAAUUCUCACCCUGGCUCAUGGGAUCCUUUGCUACAGAACAUGAUUCUUAAUAGAUAAUCAACACUGUUUAGUGGAUGUAUUUGAAGUUUUUGACUCUUAAGAGAUAUACUUUUCUUCCAUCUGAGGUGGAUCCCUAAAUAGUUCCCUAAAAUCCACUAAACAAAAUAUAGUAUUUUAAACAAUUGCUGAUAGUUCAUCAAAGAAUGGAUGUUGAUUCAUUUGGUUUUAAAGAGAUACACAUUUGUUUCCUGAGAGGUUGUAAAAUAAUACUUCUAUGUUUGAUUCUAUGAGCCUGAAAGUGGUCUCUGAAUUCUACCCUAGCAAUCUUUUUUUUAGCAAACCAUGCCAUGCCUUUUUGUAGACAAUGAGAUACCAUGGCAGUCAAAAAUCUGAUUUUUAGCAAGCUCACCUGUGUUUUGGUACUUAAAAGAAUAAAAGAUAGUGAUAUGCCCCCAUGUUCAGUAACAGCAAAAAAAUGCACUGAAAAUCAAAACAAAGUUGAUAUUUUCAUCAUCACCAGUAAGUUUACAGAGGGGAAAAUCAGAACGCAUAUUCUUAUGUCAGAUUAACAGUACAAAUCUGGGAGUGAAGUUUGUCUUCUACACUGUGUGUUGGGAAGGAAGCUUGCCUGCAAGACAACCUGCAGCAGAGCAAAACAGGGCUUGUGAGGCUUCUGCCAGAGCACAUUUCACUGACAUGAUCAGAGCAGUAAGCUAACAUCCCCAUUUCCUCACUCCCUCUUCAGACAUAAAGUAACGGUUUUAAACAGAGCCAAUUCUGAAUCUUAAAUGUGUGACAUCUUCUUCUUAAUUGUGUAUUUAUCAUGAAAUAACAUAUAAACAUUUUAAAAGUCUUUUUGUAUAACUUUUUAUAACUUUUAAUUCAUUCUAUUCAUACACUUAAUCAGGUAUAUCUUACUGUAAAUAUCAAAAAUUUGUUGAAAUGAAGGUGCUUGAUAACUCUUUCUCCAGAAUUAUUCACAUAUCUGGUGAAAUAUUAAAGUUUACACUCUGUACAGGUAUCUACAGUACAGUCAAUAAAAAUGGUUGUUUUUUAUUUUCUAUAAAAAAGAACGUCAUGCCUGCAGAUGGAAGUGAUAUGUGGCGUCUCAAAUCUCUUUUGCUGUUGAGUUCUGGGUUUUAGCUAACUCUCAUAUCUAGUGAUGAUACUUCUCUUCAAAGAUGCAACAUUGCAGGGGAAAAAACUGCUAUUGGGGCUUUUGUCUUUUGGAAACUGUAGGAUACUUCAAAACAAAUACGUGAGAGUGCUUAAGGAGCACACAGCUUUCUCUGUGUUGACACAGACUUUUAGCUGAAUGUAAAUUCCUGUUUACCUUUGUCAAGUAAGCAUAAAUCAGUUCAUACUUCAGACUUCUAUCUAAGUGGAAAUAUAGGACAAGGGCAAGACUGGAUGGGGGCAGAAUUCAUCUGUAUGCUCAAAGAUGUCCUGGUACCAAGUUUCUGGGUGCUUUGCUGUCUGAUGCCACAGCACGCAGGUGGGCUGUGGCUGCAAGGCAAGUUAAGAGCUAAGUGAAGUGUGGGCAGCUGGAGGUGGUGAUGCUGAGACUUAAACUCCUCAACUUUUAUGGCUACCACAUGUCCUUGCCUCAGGGAGGAUGAGGUGUGGGCCUUUGUUCAUUCUUUACUGUAUGCUUUGACUAUUUUUGUAUUUUUUUUUAAAUUUUGAUCAACACAAUAUUCCUCUGAUUAUGAUGAUUACUAAUUCACUAAACCCUAGUCAGCUAAUUCUGUGCAAAUCAAUGAACAAUGGCAAAGAUGUCAAGGGAAAUACACCUCAGCAGAACUUCUAGUGUUAAUGUGUGAGCUCCAGUGUAAUCUGUAGCCCGAAGGGAAAUGGUAUUACUGUGGACUGAGUUUUAAGACUGAAUAACUCUCUGUUAACUCUGGUAUUGCAUCUGGCAGUAGGUAGCACUAGGUUAUGGGUUAGUGGCCAGGACCAAUGAUUUCCAGCCAAGUCCACAGUAGUGAGGCAGGUCUGCAGUCAAGUUGGCAAACUAGCCAGGACCUGAAUCAAUGGGAUACAUGGCUGUGGCACAGAUCAGGCGAGGACCAGGGUGAGAGCCGUAGCCUUGAAGGGAAAGAGGAUUGCCCUCACUGAGGCCUCCCAACAGAGCUGUUUGAGGAUGAACCUCUGCUGAAGUUCCUUCAAGUUUUCUUCAUACCUUCUGCCAACUGGUUGACCUUGAACGACCAGCUAAGCUGCUAGUGCUUGGAGUGGUCUGUGGGUCCUGGCACUCUGGAGUUCUUUAUUCCUAUAUGCUUGCUUUCUCAUUGAAUCUUGUUAAAUCUUUGGUCACUAAAAUGACCUGUGCUGAGUUCAUUAUUUUCAUCACAGUCUGACCAGGAAUCUGAUCCCUUGAUGAGAUUUGGCAUUAACCAUUUGAAGAUAUCUUUACUGUGCCUAUCAUAUUUAUUCAGUUAAAAGUUCACAAGUAUUUUGAAUGCUGAAAAUGUGAAUUUUCAGUUUCCUUCAGAGAGUUAGCAGUAUCUUUUUAUAAGACAGGGUUUUCUUGUGAUGACCUGGGUCUAAUUCAACUACUCUCUCCUUUUCCUGACUGUUGCUUAUUAGUGUUUAAUUGUUGUGGUCUUUCCUCAAGAGCAAGUAAAUUUCAGAUUUAUUUGUACAUGAUGCUUUUUUUAAAGAGGUGAUGGAAAAAAGAUGUAUUUUAUUUAAUU
Messenger RNA from Pipra filicauda (Wire-tailed manakin), 7099 nucleotides. It is a transcript of the gene NID1, whose product is annotated as nidogen 1. The record is from RefSeq and is a predicted model, not a curated record. NCBI's taxonomy places the organism in Eukaryota, Metazoa, Chordata, Aves, Passeriformes, Pipridae. Gene Ontology annotation, biological process: cell-matrix adhesion. The transcript has 20 exons. Gene Ontology annotation, molecular function: calcium ion binding. The coding region runs from base 1 to 3768 and encodes 1255 amino acids.